Messenger RNA from Coprinopsis cinerea okayama7#130, 1521 nucleotides. RefSeq lists its product as hypothetical. The transcript is spliced from 3 exons. NCBI's taxonomy places the organism in Eukaryota, Fungi, Basidiomycota, Agaricomycetes, Agaricales, Psathyrellaceae. Gene Ontology annotation, molecular function: hydrolase activity. The record is from RefSeq and is a predicted model, not a curated record. Bases 1 to 1521 code for a protein of 506 amino acids.
AUGCUCUACGACAAGAAUCCACCGUACCCACACUACGACCACUUGCCCUACGCCAAAGAGCCUUGGAAGUCUUUGUACGUUUUCCAGAGGCUUUUCACGACCCUGGCUCUCGUGCCUUGGUGGGUCGCGUAUUACAGCGUCGUACCGAGGUCUUUUCGACCCCGCGAAUCGUGGAACCUACGGCAGAUCGUCAAUGUUAACUUUACCCGAAGGAUAUUCAAGGUUACGGAGGUUGCUGGCGUCACAUGGGGAACGAGGGAUCCUACGGUCGCCCCGGAUCCUUCGUCGUUGAAGGAGACCGACUUCGUGUGGGUGGAGCCAUUGAAGGAGGAGUUUAGAACAGGGAUCCUGAGGGAGGAGGAAACGCCGCCGUACAUGAAGGUUGGAUGUUACGUCUGGCCCGGCAAGGACAAGACCUUGAGGGGUAGAAUGAAGGCGAAGUUGCGUCCUUCGACUAGCGCACAAAAGGACGACGACCGGGUCCAUUUGGUUGGGGUAUUCAUGCAUGGAGGUGGAUAUUGCCACAUGUCGGCACACGAGUCCUCGCGCACCUCCCGCAUGCCCCGUGGGUUUAUCCAGCGAGGUAUUCUGGAUGAAGUUUACUCGGUCGAAUACAGGUUGCUUCAAGUUGCUCCAUUCCCUGCCGUCGUGCAGGACGCUGCCACAGUCUACAGCCAUGUCGUCGAAAAAUACACCGCCGAAGGAAAACGUUUCAAAAUCUUCCUCAUUGGGGAUAGCUCUGGAGGAAACCUUGUGCUAGCCCUUGCCCGCUGGCUGCGGGAUGAAGGCAAACUACGUGUGCCAGACGGGCUUGUACUUCUUUCGCCGUCCUGCGAUACUUCACACAACCUGCCACAGACACUGUCCUCCUACAUUCCUCGCCCUAACCAAUGGAGCGACUAUCUCGUGGACAAUCCAGAACCUCGAGCCCUCCUCCAGCGAACCUUCCUCGGAUUCAAGCAUCAAGAAGGCCCUUCAACCCAAGAAGAGGAACUGCGUCUCAUGCGAAUCGUUCACUCCGAGUAUGUGUCACCCUGCUCGCCCAUCGUACUUGAACGUUGGGGUCACACCGUCGUGCAAGACCCUGAGGGCGAACAUUCGCGCAACUUUUGGAAGUACGGACUACCUAACCUACCUUCAUACAUGAAGUCCACCCGCGUUCCCGCCAACCUCGAUGCGUUGAAGAAACUCGGCGGGUCCUGGGUCGACAGCGACAACCCCUACCGCAAAACUUGUCAAUUCCCCGGCCUGUUCGCUUCGUUCCCCAAGACGAUCAUUGUGUGCGGGGAUGCGGAGCGGCUUGUUCGGGAAGUGAGGAGUUUGGCUAGUGCAAUGAAGAAGGACGGGGUGGAUUUAACGAUGUAUUGGGCACCGGAUGCUUGUCAUGAUCCACUUAUGUUGAACGAAUUUUGGUGGGACAAGAAGGUUUUGGAUGGGAUUUGGGAGCAGAUCGAUCUGUGGAGUAAGGAAUUCGGGGAGAGUGGUACCUCACUCAAGGCAGAGGAGAGCAAGGGGGCUUAG